Messenger RNA from Acanthisitta chloris (rifleman), 492 nucleotides. It is a transcript of the gene ABHD11, whose product is annotated as abhydrolase domain containing 11. The annotation marks the transcript as partial. Gene Ontology annotation, cellular component: mitochondrion. The record is from RefSeq and is a predicted model, not a curated record. The transcript has 3 exons. NCBI's taxonomy places the organism in Eukaryota, Metazoa, Chordata, Aves, Passeriformes, Acanthisittidae.
CCAGACCUGGUGGAGCGCCUCAUCUCUGUAGACAUUGGUCCUGGCUCAACUGCCCCUGUGUCUGAGUUCUCUGCCUACAUCUCUGCCAUGAAGGCAGUGAAGGUCCCAGCUGGCCUGACCCGCUCAGCAGCUCGUCAGUUGGCUGAUGACCAGCUGCAGCCCAUAGUCAAGCUCCCGCAGCUGAGACAGUUCCUCCUCACCAACCUGGUGGAGGUGGAGGGUCGCUACGUGUGGCGAGUCAACUUGGAGGCUAUUUCCCAGCACUUGGCAGAUAUCAUGAACUUCCCUGUCUUCCACAAGCCAUAUCCUGGCCCUGCACUCUUCUUGGGAGGCUCUGACUCGCCCUAUAUCAGCUCCAGAGACUACCCAGAAAUCGAGCGCCUCUUCCCCAAGGCACAGAUCCAGUACAUCGAAGGUGCAGGUCACAUAGUCCAUCAGGAUAAGUUUGAAGAAUUCAUCACUGCUGUCCUUAAUUUCCUGCCUCAGCUCUAG